AUGGUGCAGGCCGAGGCCUCCCCAGCCGGCCUCGCUUCGCUGUUCGAGGAGCUCAUCAGCCUCAAAACCGGAUCGCAGCUCCUGGGAGAUCAACCGGACUAUGCACCCGCGCUCCGUGCUGCCAGCGAGCAGAUCCUCAGGCUGCGGGCCCUGCUCCGGGAGAGGUGCGAGCACACCGAGUCCCUGCGCCAAGACACCGCUGCGGCCAAGGUCAAGCUGGAUGAGAGCUCCCUAGAGCUGAAGAAUCUGGCCUAUGAGAAGGAGCACUACACCAAGGAGACCAACGCCUGCCGGGCAUUCAAGUCGGCCUAUGCCGAUGAAGCCCUGGAGCUCUUGCCGGUGGACCAGUUCCUCCGGGUCUGGGGCGACCAGGAUGUGGACGAUCCCCACCGCCUCAUGCUCAACCGCCUGACCCACGAGAUGGUGUAUAGAAAGGAGACCAUACAGCAGCUGGAAGGCCUCCGCGCAAAGCGCGACGCGCUGGCUGCUGAGGUGGCCGGAAAGCGCGGCACUGUGAGCGGGCUGGAGAGCGAGCUGGCGGGCCUGCACGCCAAGGCGCUCGCGUUGGCCGAGCGGUACGGCGCGGCCGUACCGCCAGCGCCAGGCGCAGCAGCCGCGGCCCUGGCCUCCGCAGCGACGCUGGCGCCGCCCCUGUACGUCCUGCACUCCCAGCUGCUGGCGGCAGCGCGGAGGGGGGAGGCAGAGGCCUCUGGCAGGCACGCCAGCGUUGAGGUGGCGGCCGCGCCCGGAGAAGAUGGCCGAGGUGGUGAGCCCAUCGUCGCCCUGCGUGUCACCAGCGGUGAUGCCGUGAGCCUGGCCGUGGACUUUCGGUACUCUGCGGAGCUGGGAGCAGUCCUGGCCGCGCCCCACCCGCCCACCACCGCUGCACAACUGGAGGCGGUGGGGGGUGGCGGGGCCGCGGCAGCGGGGCACGCGCCUGAAAGCGGGGCCUAUGCCUGGGCGCAGUCCCUGGCGGGGCUGGACCUGCUGCCGGCGCUGCCCCCCGCCCCGGCGUCGGCGGCCUGGAGCGAGACAGAGCUCCGGGAAGCCAUCCAUCGGUACACGGCGGCAAACACCGCGCCCUCCAUCCUGGCUAGCCUGCUCGAGGCAUCGCGCCAGGAGGCCAUGGAGGAGGACUAG
Messenger RNA from Auxenochlorella protothecoides, 1140 nucleotides. Its product is annotated as THO complex subunit 5-like protein. The coding region runs from base 1 to 1140 and encodes 379 amino acids. Gene Ontology annotation, molecular function: mRNA binding. Gene Ontology annotation, cellular component: THO complex part of transcription export complex. The transcript is spliced from 3 exons. The record is from RefSeq and is a predicted model, not a curated record. Gene Ontology annotation, biological process: positive regulation of DNA-templated transcription, elongation; mRNA export from nucleus. Lineage: Eukaryota; Viridiplantae; Chlorophyta; Trebouxiophyceae; Chlorellales; Chlorellaceae.